Molecule: messenger RNA, 2515 nt
Organism: Nothoprocta perdicaria
Lineage: Eukaryota; Metazoa; Chordata; Aves; Tinamiformes; Tinamidae
Gene: NABP1
Product: nucleic acid binding protein 1
Exons: 5
Coding region: 47-682 (211 amino acids)
Biological process (GO): mitotic cell cycle checkpoint signaling; response to ionizing radiation; double-strand break repair via homologous recombination
Cellular component (GO): SOSS complex
Molecular function (GO): DNA binding
Source: RefSeq, a predicted model, not a curated record
CGCCCGCCCGCGGCAUGCGGACUCGGCCCCCGCCCCCGGCCGCAGCAUGAGCGCGGCCAGCGAGGGCUUCCUCUUUAUCAAAGACAUAAAGCCCGGCCUGAAAAACUUAAAUGUCGUCUUUAUUGUGCUCGAGAUCGGGCGCGUGACGAAGACCAAGGACGGGCACGAGGUUCGCUCCUGCAAGGUGGCCGACAAGACGGGCAGCAUCACCAUCUCCGUGUGGGACGAGAUCGGCGGCCUCAUCCAGCCCGGCGACAUCAUCCGCCUCACCAAGGGGUACGCCUCGCUGUGGAAGGGAUGCCUGACGCUCUACACGGGCCGAGGCGGCGAGCUGCAUAAGAUCGGCGAGUUCUGCAUGGUGUACUCAGAACUGCCCAACUUCAGUGAACCCAACUCGGAGCACCUCAGGCAGAACAAACUGGAAACGGCUUGCCGAGCGGAGCCGAGGCCGGCGGAUUCCCCUUCUCCUACAGCCACGGCCCCUGUCCCGCAGGGAGCGGGAGAGGCAGCGCGCGGGGAGCCCUCAAUCCCGUCCCGGCCACCGGCCCUCAGCCCGCCAGCCCCGCCAACGGGAGGGACCCACGCAGAGCCUUCAAGAGAUGACGGUGCCAAACGUGGUUCCACGGCUUGCUUAAACUCUACACUCUACUUGAACACUUAUUGCACUUUUGUUUAUGGUUAACUGUGAACCAGAUUGUCCUUGAUUGUUGGGGUUUUUUUAGCCUUUUGGGCUACAGAGCAAACUCAGUGAGACCUUGCUGCCUCCUUAGGGAAGCACAGAGAUCCUUCCCCGUAAGUUAAGGGGACAGAGGGAGAAAUUGGUAAAAGGGGAAGGGUAACAGUUUGAAGAGUCUCARUUAAAACUCGUCACCCUUGGGUAAAUGGCAGAAUUUUGGUUACACGUAUUUUUUUUCUGUUGGUCAGCCAUAUAGCCUUAAAAGGUCUGUAAUGUCCUGUGUGCACACUUGUGACUUCCAUUAGAGUUAGUGGGAGUUGAUCCUUUUGGAGGGAAAGUGAGAGGGCCGAAGGUGUCCUUAGGAUCCAGGUGUCCGUGGAAUGAAUGUGGCCUCUGAAAGCAAUAAGUGUAAGGAAAUGACCAGUGCCAGCAACUAAUGGUGUUUCUCUAUCAGUGGAUAGGCCACUUGGAUAAAAGCUGAAGCUCUGGCGAGUGUCUUGAAGCUUGAAUCCUGACUCCAGAAGAGCUUGUGUACUAUUUCUUGGGCCUGAAUACUUAGAAGUUGUCUGUAAAACACCAUUUUAAUGUCCAAAAAAGCCACAUCUUUUUGGUUUGGGUAGAGGAUUGUGUAUUCCUACUUGUUUUAUGUGCGGUAGGAGGAGGAUUUAAAUUAAAAAGGAUGCUGGGGAAURAGCUGUUAAUUCUGGUGUAAAGUAACUUUGGGCUUUUACAGGACAGGAGUCUCCAGGAAGGAGUGAGUUGAGGAACUGUUUGGAGGCUGUGCAUUUUGUUGAGGCUGCCUGCUCCUUCCUUUAUUCCCUUUUCCAAAUCAAUUAUGUAUUGGAACAAGCUGUUUGCGUUGAUUGCAAAGGUCCUGGCUGAGAAAUGGCUGCACUUUUGAGGUGGUUAAGCUGCUAAGCUUUUCUCCCUCCGUUUUAUAUGAAAUAUGAAUUAACUCCUAACGAAUUUACAAAAUGCUGUCUCCCUUGAGCAAAAUAGCUGCAGUUUUAUUUUUGAGAUUACAAAUGCCUUGACUCUAAGUGAUAAGAGUUCAGUGCCACACUUCAGAACAGGCUUGGAAGCUAUGGAGAUAUACUGGAUUCAUCUGUUUCUUCCUAAAGCUGACCUCUCAAAUAAAAGUUGCACUAAAUCUUCUCAAAAACACAUCUAUUUUUGUUAUUCUGCCAUAGAGAUUUCAUGGCAAAAAGCUACUUCUGAAAUGCAGAUUUUCCUGAUUAUUAAUGUUAAUUGAAUAUACUSUUAGGUUGCUGAUAUUUACAAGUUGUUUUUCCUUUGGUAUUUGUUUUUGGUACUCUGCUAUCAUGAUGACUUGUUGAAAAAUGCCUUUCAUUGAUGGAAAUUCCUUGUUCAGUCUGAAAUGGUGAGUUUUCUUUUAAGCUCUUCCUGAAGGGAGCUCUGCAGAGCCGUGUGCCAGUUUGCCUCAGAUCCAAUGCCUGCGUCCAGGUGGAACUGGCCGAGUCUGCUUGAACCAAGACCAGCAUGAUGUGGAACAUGUCAUGAGGUCACCCGCUGCUGUGGAAGGACGGUGCUAACUGGUAAACUGUAGAGCAGUGAAUUCUGGAGAGAUGGUGUAAGGAGGUGAUGUCUAACUCAGGGACUUCAGUUGCCUACUUGCCUAAGAUGUCAUGUGUAGAGCCCGGAUGCAGGGAGCAACCUCCGUAGUGUGUGUUCUGACUCGAUGGGCUUGUGAGGAGAAAGUCRGGAGGAUUCCUCAACUUUCUAAAGUGCCAAUGAUGUGUUCUAAAUGUAAAUGAAAAAUGGUACUCGCCUGUAGUAACUAAAGGUAUUAAAAGAAUGGUGCAAGUGAUGAGACAGUGG